CUUUUUCUACACUACUCAUCAUGAACUCUGAGUUUCAACAUUUUUUUUUUCCCUUUUUUCGCAUGUCAUUUCACGAGAUCGAGAUUUCUAUCUGUCGUUCCACCCACCUUACCAGCCUGAAAAUCAUCAUAACAUUCUGUCCCAGAACCUGGACACCCCGAGUUUGAACUGCUACAACCUCGAUAUAAUCGAAUGCAGUAGCUCACCACCCAAUUAUGCCCGUAUAUCUUUUCCCCUACAACAACAACGACGGUAUCCCCGCGGCUGCAAAGAUACUACAUAACACAGGAAGACUUUUCCUCGUCCCCGC
Molecule: messenger RNA, 310 nt
Organism: Amoebophrya sp. A120
Lineage: Eukaryota; Dinophyceae; Syndiniales; Amoebophryaceae
Source: the annotation of a GenBank genome assembly